Messenger RNA from Spirodela intermedia, 4641 nucleotides. The record is from the annotation of a GenBank genome assembly. NCBI's taxonomy places the organism in Eukaryota, Viridiplantae, Streptophyta, Magnoliopsida, Alismatales, Araceae.
AUGGAUGUGCGCAAGGCCCAACCUCCGGCUCUGCGGAAUGACCCAGCGGAGAGUUUCAGACCGCCAUUAAUCCUUUCCGAGAAGAUCCAGAAGAAUAAUGGCCCCACCGUGGGACGCAAGAGCCAGACAAGGGAAGUUGCAUCCAGGUGCAAGGCCGAACUCACCCCUGUGGCCAUUUCCGUUCCCUCUAAGCCUUCAAAAGCACAGAGAUCCCCAUCGCCCAGUGUCCGCUCACCGUCUCCAUCCUUGCCCAAGCGGUCUCAGUCGGCAGAUAGGAGACGACCUGCAACGCCUACCCAUCGGAUUUCACCAUCAGCAUCACCAUCCUCGUCAAGAUCUUCGACAACAAUGUCCUCACCAUCUUCUAGGCCUUCAACACCUGUGCGUGAUGUUACGGAGGAUGUGCCAUUUUCUUCCAGGAGAAGAGGUGGCAGCCGGAUGCCAGAUGGGUUGUGGCCGUCCAUGCGGAGCCUGACUUCUUCAUUUCAGUCGGAGUCGGUUUCUGGCCGCCCUAGAAAUAGUGAUAAGCUGCUUUCAAAUUCUAAUCAUACCCAUCUUCAGAUGUUGAAUUCUUCAGAUAACCUGAAAAGGGAGAGGAAAACAACUCCUUCAAAGGGGAGGAAUGCCACUGAUCAAUCAGAGAAUUUGAAACCGGCCGAGAACCCACAUUGCAGAGUAUUGGAUCAGAAUCGGUGGCCUAGAUCGGUGAACAGUAAAAUCUCCUCUAGAUCCAUGUCGAUGAGCAUGGAUCUCACUGACAGGGUCAGCAGAUUGAGCUCCUUGCCGGUUUCGUUUCGUGGGGCUUCACCGGCGAGGAAAGCUCAUAUCACAGACGGACCUCGCAGGGGUCCCCAGAAGAAUGCCGGUGAGGUGGCCAGCCAAACAUGUUCUGAUGUAAAUGGACUGGUGAAGGAAUUCAACGCCGCCACAAGCGUUCCAGCAAAACACUUAGAAAGAGAUCCGUCUGUGACUCGUCCAAGAAGAACAGUAUCCCUUCCUUUGCCAGGAUCACCCCGUUCUUCCACACCUUGUAAGAUUUCUUCACCAUCCGCCUUCUUUAGGAGCAUGGCAAGUCCAUCCCCCACAAGGUCGUCCACUCCGCCAUCAUCCAGCAGGAAUUCUUUGCAGUCAAGCUCCUCUAGGACCAUAGCCAGUCCUUCCCGCUCAAGGCCCUCCACUCCAAACAAUCCUGCUGGUCGAACUGGCUUUUCUUCUAGCCAAAGCUACAUGGUUGAUGUUCGAAAAGGAAAGAAGAGUGCCAAUCAUAUAGAGGCUGCCCACCAGCUGAGGCUGCUAUACAAUAGGAAUCUGUUAUGGCGCUUCGUCAAUGCCAGGGCUGAGGCGUCAACGUCCAUGCAGAAAAUGACAGCAGAGGUAGUGACUGCAUAUAGCUUCUCAAAAAAAAUUGUACAAAAUUUUUACCGGUUUGUUUCAGUGUAUAUCGUUUCUUUUCCAGCUCUAUGUUUAUUGUUAAAGGCUCGAUAAAUGAAUAUUUCGUAGACUUAAAAAAAUAAGUGACAUGCCUAUGCUUUUGGUUGAUGCACGAAGCAUUAAGGUCACUUCUCAUUACAUAAGAUUUUUCCAACUCAUUAUCAUUCCGGGUCGUGCACAGCCACCUUAGUGAUUUCUCCAUCUUGAUUUUUCUGGAUCUUUCAAGAACGUUCCGUUUUGUCUUACAUAUCCUCCCGUUUUGCCCGACCUGAGAUUUUACUUUUUUGUCCGCCAUACACAUGAGGUGGCUAGGUGGUCGUGCCUUCUAUAAUGCUUCUUCUGGCGAACAUAUUUUUUCUGCUUUAUGUUUAGUGUAUAUUUUAAUGCCAGUGCUGCAAUAAAGCUAUGUAAUUCGUUCUCCGUCUUUCAGGCCAAACCAUUGAGAGAGAAAUAAAGUCAUUACUUGUUGGCAUAAUUGUUACAAAUAUUUUCGGUUGUUUUAUAAAGAGCUUACUCAAUUUUCUGGGAUGGACUGCGGUUACUUAAUCAAAUUAUACGGCAUAGGCUUGUGCCAGUUUGCUGUUAGUUCUUUUGAAUAUUAAUUAGUCAUUCAGUUCAUGCGCAAUGGGUUUUUUUGACAUGGCGCAGUCUUUGGAUAUUUCUUACAUAUUAAUACUCAUGACAAUCGUAAAUAUUUUAUGAUGGAAUUUGAUGUUUACCGUAAAGAAUUAACUUGUGAAGCAUUAUUUAACUACCUUUAUCUUUUCAUUUGCCUUGAUGUGAUCCAAAAGGUUUAACUUGGCUAAAUAGAAAUUAUCAUAUUCAUAUAUGGAUAAUAUUCUACAAACUUUAUUGCUCAGAGUAUCCUGCACAGUGUGUGGGUAAGCAUCUCGGAAAUGCGCGAUUCUGUCGUCACAAAAAGGAUCAGUGUGGAGCAGUUGAGACAGGAAAUGAAGUUGGGUCUAAUUUUGAGAGAACAGGUGUGAUUAUGUCUUCAUUCUUAGUUUUGAUACGCAUUUGGAAAGUUCAGUAGCUUUUAUAUGCAUGACAUAAGAACUGGCAUGUCCGUUUGGGUAAAUUGUAGCAGUAGAUUUCCUGUAUCCCUGCUUAAUACGGCAAAUUUUCAAAGUAAUCAGUGGAUUUUCUUUUCUCAUCGAAGAAUAGUAUUUAAGCAUUCAUUUCAAGCUUAUUGUGUUUAUUGCAACUGUAAAAACUAUAUUUUGUAUUUAUUUCGUUUCCAGAAAUAAGAUCAAAUCUGUUAUAUCCAGAAUCUUGUUCGUCUGUUUUUGAUGUCAAUAAUAUUUCAUUUCAUCCUACUUCAAAAUAUGCGUAUAUUGUAUUCUUAGAUCUUUUCGCCAGACAUCAAGGGCUACAUGAAUUUCUACUUUGGAGUGUAUCCAACAAAAACCACAUUGAAUUUCCACCUUAGAUCAUUUCCCCAUGGGAUUGAAAGUAGUUUGUUUUCAUUUAAAAAUAAUUUUCUGAUAAGGCAUAUGAAUUUUUUAAUCUGGAUUCUUGAAUUGUUCAAAUGGCUCAGAUGGCCUAUAUUGAAGACUGGGGACUAUUGAAUAGGGAGCAUUCGAGUUCCUUAUUAGGAGUUACUGAGGCUUUGAAAGCAAGUAUCCUCCGGCUUCCAGUUACUGGGGGAGGAAAGGUACUUUUGUGCUGAUAAUGUGACUUCCUUUUUUUCCGUUACCUUUUUUUUUUUAAUGCAAAGGUGACGAUUAAAUGGUUCCUAACCAUACAAGCUUUGUUCCUUCAGGCAGAUGUCCCUGCUUUGAAGGACGCUAUCAGUUCAGCGGUUGGCGUUAUGCAGGCAGUACUCUACUCUAUCAACCAUCUACACUCGAGGGUGAGCAGUUAUCAUUCUGAUUAAUUUAAUAUCAUUUUCUUUACCAUGUCAUGAUUUUGAACUGUGAAUCCUUUUUAUUUACUUUCCAAAGAAAAUAAUCUGAGAAGGUACGAUUUUGGGAUGUGUAUUCCGGGUAGUUCUUGAUGAAAUGAGAUCAAAGAGCAGAGACUCAGGGAGUAAAGUUAAGAAAAAGGAGAAAAAAAUAAUAUUUUCCUCAGAAUAUAGAAAUAAAAGCUCAGAUGUAUUCUUCAUGAUAUCAACAGAAAAACCGAAACAUGAAGAAUUAUAGAAGAAAUUGAUGCUGCAAAAAUUUACGAAAAUAUACGUCUGCCUUGGUACUAGGCAGCCACCAAAGAUCUUAUCAAAUCUAUUCUGGUAUCUGAAAUUAAAUCCCAAACCCUUGCCAUGUCUCAUAGGAUUUUCCCAAGUAAUUCUAUCUGUGGCAUUUCUAUCAUUAUGUUUUAGCAGACCUUACUAAGUCACAGUUGUGUUUGCAAGAACUCCCGAAAUUCCAUGCUACUCUAGCCCACGCCAUCUUUAUCUAUUUCUCUUCUUUCUUUCUUUUUCUUUUUUUUUCUGGCGGGUUAUCAAUUUGAUGCUAAACUGAACGUAUAGUUUUAAAUCAAAUAUGCGGAACCAGGUAAUGCCAAACGCUUCCACAAGGGAAGCCAGAGGACCUACAACCCUUGCUUGUGGACCAGCUGCGACCUUUGUUCUAUUGGGUUUGGUGGUUGCUACCAAGACGAUUUCUUUAUGCCCUAAAAAGAACCUAGAGAUGCUAAUCCACGACGAUAGAGAAAUGCAAAAGAACUCAACUAUGGAUAAUUCACAGGUUUCACUAAAAAGGAAACAAACUGGGCAAAUACUUGACAAAUUUUAUCUUUGCAGAUGGUUGAUAAAUUCUCUGCGGUGUCAGAACUCGCUGAGGUAGCUGUUCUGGAAAGGGCCAUGCUCAACGAAUGCAGGGAGCUGCUGUCCUCUGUAGCAGCGAUGCAGGUAAAUAUAGGAAUGCCACUUUUUUUUAGAUAGUGGAAUAUACAUUAAUUAAGAGAUCAACCAUGCUUGCCAUUAAAAUAAUAAUAUAAAAAAAACUCUGACGACUGAGAGUCUGUUCAUCUCCAUAUAUAUUAUCGACAGCUUAUUUUUCAUCUACAAAACUCGAUUGAAUGAGGUUAUUAUGCCAUUUUUUGACACCCAAUUAUCAGAAAACUGGGUCUUCGGUUCAAUUAUGAACAUUCACAUGGGCCGCCGGCUGUGUAACACUGCUAACGAUUCUCUUCGAGCAGGUACAUGAAUCCAGCCUAAGAACCCAUCUCCUGCAACUGAAGCGAGAUGCAAUCAGGUUGAACCCAGUGUAA